Cicer arietinum (chickpea) is the source of this 3343-nucleotide messenger RNA. RefSeq names its product glutamate receptor 3.6-like. Gene Ontology annotation, cellular component: membrane. Gene Ontology annotation, molecular function: ligand-gated monoatomic ion channel activity. The record is from RefSeq and is a predicted model, not a curated record. NCBI's taxonomy places the organism in Eukaryota, Viridiplantae, Streptophyta, Magnoliopsida, Fabales, Fabaceae.
AAACUUAACAUUUUGACAUUUAUUAUUCUAUUCCUUUUUGUUUUCUCUUAAUUUUUCUCUCCACUUUGAUUUAGUUCCUUGCCCAUGUUCUCUCCACAAUGCUUAAGCUCUUUCUCUAUUCCUACUUUUUGUUCCUUCUUCAUUUUCAAUUCAUAUCAACCGGUUAAAGUUCAUCUUUUUAUUUACAAAUUGAACCAAGGUUCACUUUGUUUAUACACCCUUUUGCUGGUUUAUAUAAAAAGCCAUUUCAUACAUCCUUUCUGAAUCUAUCAGGCAACUCAUCAAACCAUGGUUAAAAUUUGGCUAUUGGCUCUAAUGAUUCUCUACAAUGGUUUCUCUUCAACUGAGGCUGGCAUCCAUAAUUCAACAAGGCCUGCUGUUGUAAAUAUUGGUGCUCUCUUCUCUUUCAAUACUAGUGUUGGUAGGAUUAUAAAAAUCGCUAUAGAAGCUGCGGUUAAAGAUGUAAAUUCGGAUCCAAACAUUCUUGGUGAGACCAAGUUGAAGCUCUCUCUUCAAGAAGAUUCUAAAUAUAGAGGUUUUCUAAGCAUUGCUGAGGUUUUGCAGGUUAUGUCUAGUGACACUGUGGCAAUUAUUGGCCCCCAUAGUUCUGUAACAGCUCAUGUCAUAACUCAUAUUGCAAAUGAGCUUCAAGUUCCUCUUCUGUCAUUUUCAGCUUUAGACCCAACCCUUUCUUCACUUCAAUUCCCAUUUUUUAUCAGAACAUGUCACAGUGAUCUUUUUCAAAUGGCUGCAAUAGCAGACCUUGUUGACUACUAUGGAUGGAAAGAAGUCAUUGCUGUGUAUAUUGAUGAUGAUAAUGGGAGGAACGGAAUUACUGCAUUAAGCGAUAAGCUUGCCAAGAGACGUUGCAGGAUAUCAUUUAAAGCGCCUGUGAGUCCCGAAGCAACUACGGAGGAGAUAACAAAUGUGCUUGUUCAGGUGGCUCUAGCUGAAUCAAGAGUUAUAGUUGUUCAUGCCAACACUCUUUGGGGCCCGAAAGUGUUCAGUGUUGCAAAGAAUCUUGGAAUGAUGACAACUGGUUAUGUAUGGAUAGCCACUGCUUUUCUUUCUGCUAUUCUUGAUAUAAGUAGUCCUUUAUCUUCUGAUUCAAUGGAUGCAAUCCAAGGAGUAUUGACGCCACGAGUUUACAUUCCAGAUUCGGAGCUCAAAAGAAGGUUUGUUUCUAGAUGGAAAAACUUGACUUAUGGAAACACUGCUAAUGGCCCACUUGGACUUAGUUUUUUGUCUUUCUAUGCAUAUGAUACUGUUUAUGCUCUUGCUCAUGCACUUGAUGCAUUUUUCAAGCAAGGGAACCAAAUCACCUUCUCAAAUGAUCCAAAGUUAUCCGUACUAAAAGGUGACAACUUGCAUCUUGAUGCAUUGAACAUUUUCGACCAAGGGAAUUCGUUACUUCGAAACAUUUAUGAAGUUAACAUGACAGGUGUGACAGGUUUGUUCAAGUAUGCACCUGAUAAAAACCUUGUUAAUCCUGCCUAUGAAAUCAUCAAUGUGAUUGGAACCGGGUCUCGGAGGAUUGGUUAUUGGUCUAAUCACUCUGGAUUAUCAGUUGUUUCUCCAGAAGCCAAUGAUUCCAGGGAAAGUCAGAAACUAUUCCCUGUGAUUUGGCCUGGAGACACAGUCCAGAAGCCGCGUGGUUGGGUUUUUCCAAACAAUGGAAGGCUGUUAAGAAUUGGAGUCCCAAUAGGUGUUUCUUACCGCGAAUUUGUCUGGCAAGUACCAGGCACCAAUACAUUUCAAGGAUUCUGCAUUGAUGUAUUUCUUUCUGCAGUUAACCUGUUGCCUUAUGCUGUUCCAUAUAAGUUUAUCCCAUACGGGGAUGGUAUAAACAAUCCCAGUAACACCGAGCUUCUCCGUUCGAUCACGGCCGGUGAAUUUGAUGGUGCGGUAGGUGACAUUGCAAUUACUACAACAAGAACAAAGUUGGUUGAUUUUACUCAGCCAUAUGUUGAGUCUGGUUUAGUGGUAGUAGCACCAGUUGGGAAGACAGAAACUAGUGCUUUGGCCUUUUUGGCACCAUUUACACCAAGGAUGUGGUUUGUCACAGCUGUCUUUUUCAUAAUAGUGGGAACUGUAGUUUGGAUUUUGGAGCAUAGAGUGAAUGAUGAAUUUAGAGGACCACCCAAAAAACAAGUGGUUACUAUUCUUUGGUUUAGCUUUUCAACAAUGUUCUUUUCCCACAGGGAAAACACAGUGAGUACACUUGGUCGUUGUGUGCUGCUUAUAUGGUUAUUUGUAGUUCUUAUAAUUACAUCAAGCUACACUGCAAGUUUAACAUCAAUCCUCACAGUACAGCAACUUUCUUCACCCAUUAAAGGCAUUGAAAGUUUAGUAAUUAGCAAAGAACCAAUUGGUUACACUCAAGGUUCUUUUUCUAGAAGUUACUUAAUCCAAGAAAUUGGUAUUGAUGAGUCUAGGCUUGUUCCUUUAAAAACAGCAGAAGAAGCUGCUAGAGCACUUGAAAAGGGUCCCCACAAUGGUGGUGUUGCAGCCUAUGUCGAAGAACGUGCCUAUAUCGAGAUCUUCCUUUCAAGCCGGUGUGAAUUUACUGUUGUAGGUCAAGCGUUCACCAGAAAUGGUUGGGGAUUUGCCUUUCCAAGAGACUCCCCACUAGCAGUUGACCUGUCAACUGCAAUUUUGCAAAUGGUAGACAAUGGAGACUUACAAAGGAUUCAUGACAAAUGGCUUUUGAGUAGAGCUUGUUUAUCACAAGGUGCAAAGUUAGAAGUUGAAAAACUCAAACUAAAAAGCUUUUGGGGCCUCUAUGCAAUAUGUGGAUCAGCUUGUUUGCUUGCUCUAUUCAUAUUUCUAAUACAGAUAAUUAGACAGUACAACAAGAACCACUCAGAGGAACUUGAUUCUACUGACCAAAACUCGGGAUCUUCAUGUUUGAGGAGGUUCUUCGCAUUUGUAGAUAAAAAAGAAGAGACUCUUCAGAAUCGUUUGAAGAGAAGGAAAAUGGAGAGAAUAUCAUAUAGAAGUAGUGAAGGAGGAUCAUCCUCCAUCAUCUUCAAUAAAGAAUAUGUUGUUCAGCCAUCUUCAUGCACAACUGGUUCUGUGUCUAAUGGUGGAAGUGAACAAGUAUCUAUCAAAGUGGUGUAAGUAUGAUUCAUAUACAAUAUAUUAAAAAGAAAAAUUAAAAUCUACAAGUUUUAUUUAGGAAAUACGACUUGCAUGUGCAGAAAAAAAUUAAAAUGCACAAACAUGCAAAUAGUAUAUUUAGUAAUAUAGAAAUUGCUUUUUCUUUAAUAUUAAUGUCAUAUAUUUCAUAUAAUUUGUUUAAAUUGUUUUUAUUAAUAAAUAGAAGUUGAAUAGUUAGAUUAAA